AUGUCAGUCCGCGAAACCAGCAAUCUCAUCAACCGAAAUGAAAGUGGCAACGGGUACCCUCGCAGCCAACAGCGUACCGUAACAGAAUGGAUUAUUGAGCUUUGGGAGGAGUCCAAGGCAAAGGAAGUGUUCACACUCCCGGCGCAGAGAGGCGAAACCUUAAUCAAGUCCCCUGAAUACGGUUACCGUAUCGAUUGUCAAGGGUACUUCGAGGUGAACGGCACGAAUUGGCUUAACCUCCAAAUUCAAGAGAAUGUCCUUCGAAAAAAGGGCGAAAGUACGACAGUCCUCACCACGUACGUUCACUACGAUGGCUAUCAUCGAACAAGUUUCAUCACCAGCAAGAUCAUCUUGCAGGCGAUGAAACAGCAAGCAAUGCAUGGCCUCCCAGAGUAUGUCAUCUUUGUCGAGGCAAAUGAGAAUGGAAAGAGCCCGAAGGGUCUUCAAAACAUCCCGCGUAGUCCUAAUGGGAUAGUUAACAGAAGAAAUAUCUGGAAACCAGAGUAG
Messenger RNA from Diplodia corticola, 507 nucleotides. RefSeq lists its product as uncharacterized. Lineage: Eukaryota; Fungi; Ascomycota; Dothideomycetes; Botryosphaeriales; Botryosphaeriaceae. The record is from RefSeq and is a predicted model, not a curated record. The transcript is spliced from 2 exons. The coding region runs from base 1 to 507 and encodes 168 amino acids.